Molecule: messenger RNA, 6624 nt
Organism: Suncus etruscus (white-toothed pygmy shrew)
Lineage: Eukaryota; Metazoa; Chordata; Mammalia; Eulipotyphla; Soricidae
Gene: SBF2
Product: SET binding factor 2
Exons: 41
Coding region: 28-5664 (1878 amino acids)
Source: RefSeq, a predicted model, not a curated record
CCGGGCUAGGCGGCGGCGGCGGCGGCCAUGGCCCGCCUGGCCGACUACUUCAUCGUGGUGGGCUACGACCAUGAGAAACCAGGAUCGGGACCAGGUCUGGGAAAAAUAAUCCAGAGAUUUCCACAAAAGGACUGGGAUGAUACACCCUUUCCACAGGGAAUUGAAUUGUUUUGUCAGCCAGGUGGAUGGCAACUAUCCAGAGAGAGGAAGCAGCCAACAUUUUUUGUGGUGGUUCUGACAGAUAUUGACUCAGAUCGACAUUACUGCUCAUGCUUGACCUUCUAUGAGGCAGAAAUCAACCUUCAGGGAACAAAGAAAAAAGAGAUUGAUGGUGAAGUGGAAGUGUCUGGCUUAAUUCAGCCUGCAGAAGUAUUUGCUCCCAAAAGCUUGGUGUUGGUAUCCAGACUGGACUACCCGGAAAUUUUUAGGGCUUGCCUGGGUUUGAUUUAUACUGUAUAUGUGGACAGUCUGAAUGUCUCCUUGGAGAGUCUCAUAGCAAAUCUGUGUGCUUGCCUUGUUCCAGUAACUGGAGGGUCUCAGAAGCUGUUUUCCUUGGGUGCAGGAGAUAGGCAACUGAUCCAAACUCCUUUACAUGAUAGUCUUCCUGUCACAGGCACUAGUGUUGCUGUCUUGUUCCAGCAGUUGGGAAUUCAAAAUGUUCUCAGCCUCUUUUGUGCAGUUCUCACAGAAAAUAAAGUUCUCUUCCAUUCUGCAAGUUUCCAGAGACUUAGUGAUGCUUGUAGAGCCUUGGAAUCUUUAAUGUUUCCUCUUAAAUAUAGUUAUCCUUAUAUUCCCAUUCUGCCAGCUCAACUUCUGGAAGUUCUUAGUUCCCCAACACCUUUCAUUAUUGGAGUACAUUCUGUCUUUAAAACUGAUAUCCAUGAACUUCUAGAUGUAAUCAUAGCAGACUUGGAUGGAGGCACUAUUAAAAUUCCUGAAUGUAUUCACCUCUCUUCCAUCCCAGAACCACUCCUACAUCAGACUCAAGCAGCUCUUUCUUUGAUUCUGCACCCAGACUUAGAAGUAGCGGAUCAUGCUUUUCCUCCUCCACGAACUGCUUUAUCACACUCAAAAAUGCUGGAUAAAGAAGUUCGUGCAGUUUUUCUUAGAUUUUUUGCACAGCUUUUCCAAGGAUAUAGAUCAUGUCUACAACUUAUAAGGAUUCAUGCAGAACCAGUAAUACAUUUUCACAAGACAGCUUUCUUGGGACAGCGUGGUUUAGUAGAAAAUGAUUUCCUCACUAAAGUUCUCAAUGGAAUGGCAUUUGCUGGUUUUGUUUCAGAAAGAGGGCCUCCCUAUAGAACCUGUGAUCUCUUCGAUGAGUUGGUAGCUUUUGAAGUAGAACGAAUUAAAGCUGAAGAAAAUAAUCCUUUGAAGAUGAUAAAGCAUGUCAGAGAACUUGCAGAACAACUAUUCAAAAAUGAGAAUCCAAACCCUCAUAUGGCAUUCCAGAAAGUACCACGCCCAACAGAAGGAUCCCACUUAAGAGUUCAUAUUCUUCCCUUUCCAAAAAUUAAUGAAGUCCGAGUCCAGGAAUUAAUACAGGAAAAUCUUUGUAAGAAUCAGAAUGCACCAACUGCUUCAAGAAUGGAAAAGAAAUGUGUUGUGCCAGCAGGUCCCCCUGUUGUUUCAAUAAUGGAUAAGGUGACAACAGUUUUCAACAGUGCACAGAGAUUGGAAGUUGUUAGAAACUGCAUUUCAUUCAUAUUUGAAAAUAAAACAUUGGAGACUGAAAAGACCCUUCCUGCUGCAUUGAGAGCCCUUAAAGGAAAGGCAGCAAGACAGUGUCUCACAGAUGAGCUGGGACUGCAUGUCCAGCAAAAUAGGGCAAUAUUAGAUCACCAGCAGUUUGACUACAUCAUAAGGAUGAUGAACUGUACUCUACAGGAUUGUUCAAGUUUAGAAGAAUAUAACAUUGCUGCUGCACUACUCCCUUUGACCAGUGCUUUUUAUAGGAAACUGGCCCCUGGAGUCAGCCAAUUUGCUUACACCUGUGUACAGGAUCAUCCCAUUUGGGCAAACCAGCAAUUUUGGGAAACAACAUUUUACAAUGCAGUGCAAGAGCAGGUUCGCUCCCUCUAUCUCUCCGCCAAGGAAGACAAUCAUCUGAAGUACAAGGAUAAGCAUCCUAGUGACCAAUAUCAAGAGAAGACAGCAAUGGACCUGGCAGCUGAGCAAUUACGCCUUUGGCCGACUCUGAGCAAAUCGACUCAACAGGAGUUGGUGCAGCGUGAGGAAAGCACAGUCUUUAGUCAAGCCAUUCACUUUGCAAACCUCAUGGUCAACCUGCUGGUUCCACUAGAUACAAGUAAAAACAAGCUUCUAAGAACAUCAGCUCCAGGAGACUGGGAGAGUGGGAGCAACAGCAUUGUCACAAACAGUAUUGCAGGAAGUGUAGCCGAGAGCUAUGAUACAGAAAGUGGAUUUGAAGAUUCAGAGAAUAAUGACAUUGCUAAUUCUGUUGUACGGUUUAUUACCCGAUUUAUUGACAAGGUUUGUACAGAGAGUGGAGUUACUCAGGAUCACAUUAAGAGCCUUCACUGCAUGAUACCAGGAAUUGUAGCUAUGCAUAUUGAAACGCUGGAAGCAGUACAUCGAGAGAGUAGAAGGCUUCCACCUAUACAGAAGCCCAAGAUUCUUAGACCAGCUCUACUGCCAGGAGAAGAAAUCAUUUGUGAAGGUCUUCGAGUCCUUCUGGAUCCUGAUGGACGAGAAGAAGCCACUGGCGGUCUUCUUGGAGGACCUCAGCUCUUACCAGCAGAAGGUGCCUUGUUCCUCACUACAUAUAGAAUCCUGUUCAGAGGGACUCCCCAUGAUCAGCUAGUUGGUGAGCAGACAGUUGUGCGGAGUUUUCCCAUUGCCUCCAUCACCAAGGAAAAGAAGAUUACAAUACAAAACCAACUACAGCAGAACAUGCAAGAAGGACUACAGAUCACAUCAGCAUCUUUUCAGUUGAUUAAAGUAGCAUUUGAUGAAGAAGUGGGUCCAGAAGUAGUGGAAAUCUUUAAGAAGCAAUUGAUGAAGUUUCGUUAUCCUCAGUCCAUUUUCACUACCUUUGCUUUUGCUGCUGGACAGAAUACCCCACAAAUAAUUUUGCCCAAGCAAAAGGAAAAAAAUACUUCAUUUCGCACCUUCUCAAAAACAAUUGUAAAAGGUGCCAAAAGGGCCGGGAAAAUGACAAUUGGCCGGCAGUAUUUAUUGAAGAGGAGAACUGGGACAAUUGUAGAAGAGAGAGUGAAUCGCCCUGGAUGGAAUGAAGAAGAUGACAUUUCUGUUUCAGAUGAUAGUGAACUCCCCACAAGCACCACCUUGAAGGCCUCAGAGAAGUCUACAUUGGAACAGUUAGUGGAAAAGGCUUGUUUUAGAGACUAUCAACGUUUAGGUUUGGGAACCAUAAAUGGUACCUCUUCUCGCACAAAACCAGAGUACUUUCGGAUCACUGCCUCCAACAGGAUGUAUUCACUCUGCCAGAGCUAUCCUGGCCUUUUAGUUAUACCUCAAGCUGUACAAGACAGUAGUUUACCACGAGUAGCCCGCUGCUAUAGACAUAAUCGCCUUCCUGUUGUAUGUUGGAAGAACUCAAGAACUAGUACCCUGCUCCUCCGAUCUGGAGGAUUCUAUGGAAAGGGAGUCGUUGGUCUUUUCAAAUCUCAGAAUUCCCCUCAGUCAGUUCCUACCUCUUCUUUAGAAUCCUCUAGUAGCAUAGAACAAGAAAAGUACUUGCAAGCCUUACUGAAUGCAGUUUCUGUCCACCAGAAACUCAAUGGCAAUAACACCCUCACUGUCAAGCCAGCACUUGCUCUGUCUCCAGGGACUGAAAGAAGGACUUCAAGAAUGUCCACUGUGCUUAAGCAGGUAGUGCCAGGACAUUUGGAUGUAAACCCAUCCAAUAGCUUUGCUCGAGGAGGUGUCUGGGCAAGUCUACGCUCUAGCACUCGCUUGAUCAGCUCUCCAACAUCCUUCAUUGAUGUUGGUGCCCGGCUAGCAGGCAAGGAUCAUUCUGCCUCCUUUAGUAACAGCACCUACUUGCAAAACCAGCUCUUGAAACGCCAAGCAGCCCUUUAUAUAUUUGGUGAAAAGUCACAACUAAGGAACUUCAAGUUAGAAUUUUCUUUAAAUUGUGAAUUUGUUCCUGUUGAAUUUCAUGACAUCCGACAAGUAAAAGCCAGUUUCAAAAAACUCAUGAGAGCUUGUGUUCCAAGCACUAUUCCUACUGACUCAGAAGUGACCUUCCUGAAGGCCUUAGGAGAUUCUGAAUGGUUCCCACAGCUUCACAGGAUCUUACAGCUGGCUGUAGUUGUAUCAGAAGUACUUGAGAAUGGAUCCUCAGUUUUAGUCUGUUUGGAAGAAGGCUGGGACAUCACCACACAAGUGACAUCUUUGGUUCAACUACUCAGUGAUCCCUUUUAUAGGACACUAGAAGGCUUCCGGAUGUUGAUUGAAAAAGAAUGGCUCUCUUUUGGUCAUAAGUUCAAUCAGAGGAGUAGCUUGACCCUCAACAACCAAGGUGGUGGUUUUGCUCCAAUCUUCCUGCAGUUCUUGGAUUGUGUACAUCAGGUUCACAACCAGUAUCCAACCGAGUUUGAAUUUAAUCUCUAUUACUUAAAAUUCUUGGCUUUUCACUGCGUAUCAAAUCGCUUUAAAACAUUUCUCCUGGAUUCUGACUAUGAAAGACUAGAGCAUGGAACUUUAUUUGAUGAUAAGGGAGACAAGCCAGCCAAAAAAGGAAUUUGUAUUUGGGAAUGUAUUGAUAGAAUGCACAAGAAGAGUCCCAUUUUCUUUAAUUAUUUGUAUUCACGAGUGGAAAUAGAGGUCCUGAAACCUAAUGUAAAUGUCUCCAACCUCAAGAAAUGGGAUUACUACAUAGAGGAAACCCUGUCUGCUGGGCCUUCAUAUGACUGGGUGAUGCUGACAUCUAAGCACUUCCCUCCUGAGGAUUCGAAUCUAGCUGUAGGCACUGGACCUCAAAGCCAGAGGAGAACCGUGUGGCCGUGCUAUGACGAUGUCAGCCAUUCACAGCCAGAUGCACUCACCAGCCUUUUCCGUGAAAUUGAAAGAUUGGAGCAUAAAUUGAACCAAACCCCUGAGAAGUGGCAGCAGCUGUGGGAAAGAGUAACUGUGGAUCUUAAGGAAGAGCCUAGAACAGAUCACCCCCAAAGACAGCCUUCAGGCCUUCCAGGAAUUAUAUCUCCCAACCUCCCUUCCUAUCAGAAGAAAUUUGUGCUGCACCUCCCAGAAAGUAGCUCUGGGGAGGAACAGAAUGUCAACAUCUCCCCAUCCAAUGGUGUGGACCGCCGGGCAGCCACACUCUACAGCCAGUACACCUUCAAGAACGAGGAGAACAGGUCCUUUGAGGGAACACUUUACAAAAGAGGGGCUUUGCUGAAAGGUUGGAAGCCUCGUUGGUUUGUUUUGGAUGUUACGAAACAUCAGCUGCGAUACUAUGACUCUGGUGAGGACACCAGCUGUAAAGGCCACAUCGACCUGGCUGAAGUGGAAAUGGUCAUCCCUGCUGGCCCCAGCAUGGGAGCUCCCAAGCACACGAGUGACAAGGCCUUCUUCGAUCUCAAGACCAGCAAACGUGUAUAUAACUUCUGUGCCCAGGAUGGACAGAGUGCUCAGCAGUGGAUGGACAGGAUCCAGAGCUGUAUCUCUGAUGCUUGAUGCUUAUGGUCCUCCCAAACUGAUAAAAACAAAAAGGGCAUGAAUCCUUCCUUGAGUUGCUGAUGAGUCAUUCCAAGGCAUGAGGUUCUCCUGCCCAGUCUUAGCAGGUCCCCUCAUUCAGCAGUUGCUGUCUGCUAGCCUGAGUGGAUGUGUCACACAGCUCCAGACACUAACAUAUAUUGCACUAAAUUAUUCUAACAGGGACUUAGUCAUUAGGAUCAGAAGAAUGCUUCCUGAGCCAACUGUCUUCUAUGCCCUCAGUACCCAGCAACCAUGACCACCUUCUGAGGUCCUAUGUUCUCCAAGACCUUAGAUCUAUGAAGUAUUUUCUGACCAAAAAAAAAAAAAUCAAAACCCUCCAAGAUGAUUUUAUGUGCUCCUAGAAUAGGUUCCCACUGACGGUUUCUACUCUCACUGCCUCACCACAAAGAGGUUCCAUUCUCUGGUGCUCCAAAAGGUGCUUCCGUCGACCCUCUUGCCAUUGGGGUUCACAGCAAGAACAUCGGUGCUUAGUGGUGGGCAAGUAGGGAGUCCCUAGGAUUAUCCUGAUGGGAAGUGUCUUUCCAGGGAAUAAUGCAACAAUGACCAGGCCUGUGCAAGUUAAAAACUGCUUCGCAAACCCUGAAUCCUCUGUGCCAGAGGUGCUCUGAGCAUCCAGGAUCCUGUGUUCUGCUUCCUGAUGGCUUCCUGCACAGAGUAGCAUGCAAAAAGUUGAAUGCACUAACCGCUGAACAAACAUUUGCACUGACCGCCUAAUGAAGUGAAAUUGUUGGAAAGACAGAAGCCAGCUGUUGACACUUAGCUAUGACAAGAGCUGUGUAGGCCGCAGUUACACUGAGUUGUAGCCAGGUACUCAGAUUCCAUUUCUGCACGAGUGCAGUGAGAGCUACUUCUGAAGCUUCUUCACCUUCUGAUAAACUGAUGUGUGUUUUUAGCUCAUGAUCCAGGGAACAUGACCCA